AUGUACAGCACCACAAUCAGUCAAGUACUAUAAGUUUUGUUGAAAUUUUUAAGUGACUCAAUUUGAUGACAAUACCUAACAUUAAUUUUUUAUUCUCAGUAAGUUGAUGUUUUGUUGCAGAGGCCUUGAAAACGUCUCAAUUCUGAGUCAAACUGUCAACAAAGUAAAGCUUUUGGCACAGAGGUUGGGAACUUCAUUUCAAAGUUUGCCAUCAUUUUAAUUGGUUUGUUGACUUUAACGAUGUUUUGACUUUGCAAUGUAACUGGCACACAAAAAUGAUGUAAAACUGCUGUAACUAUAGCUUUGCAGAACUUAGCUCCAUAACUGCAUGUGCUGUGAUUGAAUAAAAGCAAAAUCAUCCAAGUACAAUCCUGGAUUAGAUUAAGUCUUUCAAACAAGCCAGCCACAUAAUUUAUUAUUGUUUAUCUGGUUCACUCGAAAGCUGGAUUACAAAGUACGUACAGCACUUACCAUAAUGAAGAUAAACACUACAUUCCUUUCCAUGUUGACAUCUUGAUCUGGAGUCUGUCAUCUGACCUGAAGACAAAAUUGAAUGAUCACAUAAGAAACAGUCCAAGUUAAAAGAAGACAAGUAUAGAUUCUUUAACAUUAAUAUUUAGUUUAUCACUUUUAUGAACCAUUAAUUCUUCUAGCAUAGAGUACAAUGUGCAUUGUAGACUAUAACCAGCUUAGGGGGAAACUUCUAAUAACAAUUCAUGGGAUUUCCCCCUUUUCAAAGUUGCCACUGCAUUUUUAAUGAAUACUUAUAUCACUGCAGUGUCUCAAGCCGACAGCUGGUUGUAGCAACACUGUUACGUAAAGAAGUCCAUUAAUUGUAAUUCUCAAUUUAACUGGCAGAAGACUGAUCCAAAUAAAAUGAUGGCCUAUUAUUAAGGCAUCCUGUUCCAUGUUGAGAUAUUAUUUGCUAUGCUUGUUUAUUAAGUCACCUUGUCAAGUCUGUUUGGGUUGGUGGGGGUAUUAUACAAUUAUUUUAUUGUUUAAUUUACAUAAUUAUUCCCAAUAAGGUAGAGAGAGCAUAGAAAUUAUGGCUGUGAGGGUGUAUGUCUUGUAGAGAGCUCCAAGUAAGCUUGUAGAGUAGCUUCACUGAAGGCCCUUUUCAUGCUAUGCAAAAUGUUGUUUGUUUUGCAAAAAAAUUGUUAACAGGAAGCCAUUUCUAGAGCCAACAAUUUUUUUUUACCUACCACAAUUACUUUAUUGUUUAAUUUACAUAAUUAUUCCAAAUAAGGUAGAGAAACCAUAGAUUCUGUUCCUAACAACAGGCUUCCUUACAACACGCAAAUAAAAACUAACAACAUUUCUGGUUUAUUGUGCCGUGGUAGAGCAAACAGGGCCUAAUUUCGGUAGGUACUUGAUUUAUGGGGACAUAUAUUGUACCGACUUAACUUGCAUAAGUUAUACCUUCCCUUUUUUGCUUGGUACCUUGUUACCCUGUCACUCUGUUGCCUUAUUACUCUGUUACUUUGUUACUCUGUUUCCUUGUUACCCUGUUACCUUGUUACGAUGUUACGCCGUUACCUUGUUACCUUGUUAGCCUGUUACCUUGUUACUCUGUUACUCUGUUACCCUGUUACUCUUUUACCUUGUUACCCUGUUACCUUGUUACUCCGUUACCUUGCUACUCUGUUGCCUUGUUACCCUGUUACCUUGUUACUCUGUUACCUUGUUACCUUGAUACUCUGUUACCUUGUUACUCUGUCACCUUGUUACCCUGUUACCUUGUUACUCUGUUACCCUGUUACCUUGUUACUCUGUUACCUUGUUACCUUGAUACUCUGUUACCUUGUUACUCUGUCACCUUGUUACCCUGUUACCUUGUUACUCUGUUACCUUGUUACCCUGUUACCUUGUUACCAUGUUACCCCAUUACCUUGUUACCUUGUUAGCCUGUUACCUUGUUACCCUGUUACGUUGUUACUCUGUUGCCUUGUUACUCUGUUACCUUGUUACCUUGAUACUCUGUUACCUUGUUACUAUGUUACCUUGUUACCCUGUUACCUUGUUACUCUGUUGCGUUGUUACUCUGUUACCUUGUUACCUUGA
Porites lobata is the source of this 2061-nucleotide messenger RNA. The record is from the annotation of a GenBank genome assembly. Lineage: Eukaryota; Metazoa; Cnidaria; Anthozoa; Scleractinia; Poritidae.